UUAAGUUCUGAAAGAGGCACAAGUCGAUACUGGGGAGGCAGAGCAGAUAACCGGAGAUGGCAUUUCAGGUUCUGAAAUUUCCAAGUCACAUCAUCUCGCGCCGUUUUAGCAGAACUUCAGGCUUCUAUUUCCUAUCCGAAUUCAACUCACAUAAGCUCCCUGCAAGAUGGGUUGGAGUGCCAAUGCAUGGUCACUGUAGAAGCUUUGCUGCUGUGAAGUUAUCAAAGGAUCAAACACCAAAGAAGAAGAAGAGACUGGAUGAAGUGUGCCUUGAAAGGUAUGAACAAUAUAGCCGAACCUACGUACAGUCAUGGAUCUUACAAGGGAAAGUAUUGGUGGAUGGGAAGGUGGUCAACAAAGCCGGUACUCCAGUCUCUGAUAAAUCUGUUGUAAAGAUUAUGGCUGAAGUCCCCAAAUAUGUAUGUAGAGCAGGACACAAGUUAGAAGCUGCGAUUGAACAGCUAGGUAUUGAUGUUUCUGGCAAAGUAGCUCUUGAUUCAGGGUUGUCAACCGGUGGAUUUACCGACUGUUUACUUCAGUAUGGUGCAUCAUUUGUUUAUGGAGUCGAUGUAGGAUAUGGACAGGUAGCGGAAAAAAUUCGAACUGAUGAACGUGUGAGUGUGAUAGAACGGACAAAUUUAAGACACCUUCCUGGACUCCCGCAAAAAGUAGAUUUGGUGACUUUGGAUCUGUCAUUCAUCUCUAUUCUAUUGGUCAUGCCCGCUGUAGUCAAUGUGAUGAAAGAAGAGGCAACAUUAGUCACCCUGGUUAAACCUCAGUUUGAAGCUCGCAGAUCACAAGUAGGGAGUGGUGGCAUUGUAAGAGAUCCAUUAGUUCAUCAAGAAGUUCUUGAGAGGAUCAUCAAAGGUGUGGAGAAUUUUGGAUUUAACAGCAAAGGAUGGAUAAAGUCUCCUCUCAAGGGUGCUGAGGGCAAUAUAGAAUUUCUAGUUCACUUUACUCGAACAGCUGAGAAAAGUGCAGAGAACUUAGUAUGUACUUCUGCAUAACACAAUCUGUUAAUUGGCCCUGAUUAUGAUCCUGCAACUAAAGAGUGCCAUGAAACUGAGGAUGCAGGAACAAUAUCGUCACUCAUAUCCCGGCUCCAGAUGUUACUUGUAAUUCAUGAAUUGGUUUAUUUUAAAAGCCUUAUGUAA
This is a messenger RNA of Rosa rugosa (rugosa rose), 1154 nucleotides long. RefSeq lists its product as uncharacterized. Bases 57 to 1007 code for a protein of 316 amino acids. The transcript has 9 exons. The record is from RefSeq and is a predicted model, not a curated record. Gene Ontology annotation, biological process: methylation. Lineage: Eukaryota; Viridiplantae; Streptophyta; Magnoliopsida; Rosales; Rosaceae. Gene Ontology annotation, molecular function: methyltransferase activity; RNA binding.